Hypanus sabinus (Atlantic stingray) is the source of this 2611-nucleotide messenger RNA. Its product is annotated as NACHT, LRR and PYD domains-containing protein 13-like. The record is from RefSeq and is a predicted model, not a curated record. The transcript is spliced from 7 exons. Gene Ontology annotation, cellular component: cytoplasm. The coding region runs from base 95 to 2611 and encodes 838 amino acids. Lineage: Eukaryota; Metazoa; Chordata; Chondrichthyes; Myliobatiformes; Dasyatidae.
UGCAGGGACCACUGUGAAAAAGGAGACUGACAAAGCAGAAACAAGACGUGCCGAGGAUGAACAUCACGCUGGUAACAGAACUAAGGCCGCAAAAAUGGAAGGAUCGGGGAAAAAUCUGGCAACUGGCGUGCCAGUGGAAAGGCCAAGCUCAUCGCAGAGAGAAACGACAGCGGAAGAGGAUCCACAUAAAAUUACAGAAGUAUUUGCGCGAUACACCGAUAUCCAGCUGCGCGGAGUUACGGAAAGCUACCAGGAACAAUUGGAGUCGACAAUUGAAGAUGUCGUAGAGCACAUUAUUGAGUCGCUCAUCAGUAAAUGGCGGACGUCAGGAAUAAACCAUGAGGAAAUCAGAGCGUUGAUCAGAAAAAAUCAAAGAAGCGAUGCCUCGCAAUACAUUUUGGAAUCAGUACUUGGUGGAGAUACUGGGAGCUGUAGAAUAUUUUGGAAUGUACUUGCGGAAUUGCAAAUAAACCCGCAAUAUCUGAUGAAGUUGUUGACACAGGAUGUCGAGAUAGAUGUGAAACGUCGACACAGAUAUAACCUCCGAAAUCAGACCAGGAAACUGUACUUACCCAAGCCACUUUUAAUUUCUGACAUCUACAUUGAGCCAACGAUUACCGAGAUGCAAGGUGAACAAGGAGACUUAACAGGAGAAUCUAAUACGCAUAUUCGCGAAGCUGAGCACCAUGAAUUACUCAAACGAAGCAACAGCGAUUCUGAUCAGUCAAUGAUCUCCGUCGUCUAUGGAGCUGCAGGAACUGGGAAAACGACCCUGAUUCAGAAGUUAAUCUAUGACUGGGCGACCGGAAUGAAACAUGAAGAGUUCAGUUUUGUCCUUCGUUUGAAAAUCCAGAAAUUAAAAGAAAUAAAAAGUUGCAUAACUUUCAGUAGAUUGAUAGUUGACUCAUAUCCGUACUUGGAAAAUUACUUGGAUCAUCUAUGGAAUGACCCCAAAAGGUUAUUGUUUAUAUUUGAUGAUCUGGACCAAUUGUAUCGACUGUCCACUCUCUCUGAUACUGGUAGAAAGAACGAUCCACGAUACAGAUGUACGGACACAGAGUCUGAAUAUUUAGUAUGCGAUAUCGUACGCUGCCUCUUACAGGGCGAAUUUCUGAGAGGUUGCUCAAUGCUGAUCACAACCCGAGAUUGGAAUCUGGAACUUCUCCAUCACGUUGCAGCAGAUUCGACUUUCCAAGUUAUGGGAUUCACUUUUGAGAAAGCAAAAGAAUAUUUUCGCCGUUAUCUCGGCAAUGGGAAGAAUGCAAAUGAAAUUGUCGACUUCAUUGAGCAGAAUGACUUAUUGCGGAACAUGUGCAGUGACCCUCUGUUUUGUGUCACACUCGCCUCGUCACUGGAGUCUUUCCAGGCACAAGGAAAAGGACAGACAACAAUCCCCAUUGUAAGCCAUACCCAGGUGCUCUCUGACUACGUUGCACAUCUCCUCGCAAACUGUGGUUAUGAUGGUAACACAAAUCGGAAGUAUUUAAGUGUAGUUGGCGAACUGGCAGACAAGGGAAUUAGACAAAACACACUUUCGUUCGAAGGCGACGCAUUAAAAGAUCUGGAUUCCUGUCCUCCCGCGUUUAUCUCUGCGUUCCUGUACCAGGAUCCAGACAAACAGAGGGGCAGUGUUAUUUACGAAUUCAGGCACUCUGUUUUCCGAGACUUCCUUGCUGCACUUACCAAUGUUCUAAAUACUCCAAUAUCUCGACUGAAACGGAUGCUCGAUGAAAUGUUUUCAGAAAUUACAGGGAGAUUCGGUAUAUUUUCUAUUUUUCUUGUCGGUCUCUCUUCUCGGAAGUCAACUGAUCGCCUGGAAUUGGAGCUGCAUGCAUUCCCUACUGAAGUUACUUCCUGUAUCACCGAAUGGCUCACACAAAGUGUCAGCAGACGUGUGAAGGACAUGGACAGAAAGCAGACUCAACGAAUGUUUCUAUGCAUAGUGCACUGCCUAUUUGAAUUUGGAGACAAUGAAAUAACGAAGGAAGUGCUGACACCCAUUACAACCAUUAAAUUAAAUCAACUUCGUCUCAAAUCUCCGGACUAUAUUGUUUUAUCCAGAACUUUAAUCUCACCUGAAGUGAUUCAAGAACUGGACCUCAGUUCGUGUUUUGCACAACCAGAGGAAAUUCGGAAACUGGAGCAAGUGCUGCCCAGAUGUGUAAUUCUCAGAUUGAACCAGAAUAACCUACGAGAUUCUGGAGUGAAGCGCCUCUUCGAUGUUCUGAAGAAGAGUAAAAUAAGAACGCUGGCGCUGAAAUCUAACAAUCUGACCGACAAUUGUCUGGAGAGUGUCUUCUUUGCUCUCACCACAAAUCCUUCACUGAUGCAGCUGAACCUGAGCAAUUCCAGUCAGGACUGGAAUCAGGCCAAUCAAUUCACUGAUGAAAAACUGCAGUAUCAUUAUAAGAGAUCCGCUCAGCAGAAGGAAAUCAACAGAGAUCAGCCUCGGAUGACAAGGGCGCAGGAUAACCUUGGAAGAAUCGACGCCAUGAGCACUGUGAGCGCCGUGGGUGGAGACUCCGACCUUUGGAAUAAUGAAUACCUCCGAGUUCGAUCGCUGAUGUUUGCAGAAGCUAACAGGGCACAAUCGGAAAGCAGCUGUGUUUAA